AUGGACGCCUUCGAGUACAAUCCCAACCCCGGCCGCGUCGUCUUCGGCAGCGGCACCCUGCAGAAGCUCCCUGAGGAAAUCACCCGGCUGCAAGUCAAGGCGCCAUUGGUCCUCUCAACACCGCAGCAGGUCAGCCAGGCCGAGAGUGUCAAGAAUGUCUUGAAGGGCCAGGUGGCCGGCAUCUUCAGCGAGGCUACCAUGCACACCCCGACUCAUAUCACCGAGAAGGCAUUGGAAUAUGCCAGGGCGCAGGGUGCCGACUCGGUCAUUUCGAUUGGAGGUGGAAGCACGAUUGGACUCGGCAAGGCGAUUAGCAUUCGCACUGGACUGCCGCAUAUUUGCAUCCCGACGACGUAUGCAGGCAGUGAGAUGACUCCUAUCCUGGGCGAGACGGCCGAUGGAUUGAAGAAGACUCGCUCUGAUCCUAAGAUCCUGCCUGGCACGGUGAUAUACGAUGUGGACUUGACGAUGACCCUGCCGGCAGCUAUGAGUGCUACCAGCGGUGUCAAUGCGAUUGCCCAUGCUGUCGAGGCUCUCUACGCCCGCAACACCAACCCUAUCAUUAACAUGAUGGCCAUUGAAGGCACCAGGGCCCUCGCAUCCGCCCUCCCCGAAAUCGUGGAGAACCCUUCUUCUCAAUCAGCCCGGUCCAAGGCCCUCUACGGCGCCUGGCUGUGCGGUACUUGCCUGGGCAGCGUGGGCAUGUCCAUCCACCACAAGCUCUGCCACACUCUGGGCGGCAGUUUCAACCUCCCCCACGCGGAGACCCACACUGCAGUCUUGCCCCAUGCCAUUUCAUACAAUGCUCCAAAUAUUCCAGAGGCCAUCAAGCAAUUAGCUGAUGCUUUGCCGGAUAGCAAUGGCGAUGCUAUCCACGGUCUUAAUGUGCUGCUUGAAAAGCUGAAGGUCAAGCGUGGCCUCAAGGACUUUGGUAUGAAGGAAGAGGAUAUUGACAAGGCUGCUGAUAUUGCGGUCUCUAAUCCUUACUGGAAUCCUCGUGCGAUCGAGCGGGCUCCUAUUCGCGAGUUGAUUCGCCGAGUUUGGGCGGGUGAGCCAGCUAAGGCGAAUUUGUAG
Messenger RNA from Penicillium cataractarum, 1074 nucleotides. RefSeq names its product maleylacetate reductase. Gene Ontology annotation, cellular component: mitochondrion. Bases 1 to 1074 code for a protein of 357 amino acids. Gene Ontology annotation, molecular function: metal ion binding; 2-(3-amino-3-carboxypropyl)histidine synthase activity; maleylacetate reductase activity. Lineage: Eukaryota; Fungi; Ascomycota; Eurotiomycetes; Eurotiales; Aspergillaceae. Gene Ontology annotation, biological process: protein histidyl modification to diphthamide. The record is from RefSeq and is a predicted model, not a curated record. The transcript has 2 exons.